This is a messenger RNA of Penicillium olsonii, 1050 nucleotides long. NCBI's taxonomy places the organism in Eukaryota, Fungi, Ascomycota, Eurotiomycetes, Eurotiales, Aspergillaceae. The record is from the annotation of a GenBank genome assembly.
AUGACUCAGGUGCCUGAACUCGGACCUGAGUUGAUCGUUUAUAUCUCGCGAUCUCAGGCUCCGACGCUCUCACGAUCUGCAUAUACCCUUCUUUCUCUCAUCAUGCCCCCAGUCAGCGUAUCCAAAGGGCGCAGCCCAGCACCAGACGACACCUUCACCCAAAUGGCCGACACAGACCUCGAAUCCAUCGGCCGCCACUGCCAAUACGAAUACUGCGGCCAGCUCGACUUCCUCCCCUUCCGCUGCGAAUCCUGCCACAGCACCUACUGUCUAGACCACCGCACCGAGACCGCGCACCAAUGCCCCCGCGAAGGCGAAUGGGCGCGCCGCCGCACCGGCAACACCACGAGCGCAGGUCCCGCCCCCGAAAAACCCUCCAUCUACAACUCCGACCAGUGUGCCCACCUCCAGUGCAAAACCCUCAUCAACACACUCAAAGACCCCGCCGUGCGCUGCCCCCAAUGCAACCACCAGUACUGCCUGAAGCACCGGCUGCGGGAAGAACACGACUGCGCCAAGGUUACACCGCUGGGGGCGCGGGCGGGGAAUGCAGCGCCGGCGGAUACGAUCAAGUCGAUGUUUGCGCGGGUGCGGACGUGGGGCCGCGACAAGCAGCAGGCUGCGGCGAAGGGGUCGUUGUUGCCUGCUCUGCCGAAGAUGAAGCCUAAGCCGAAUAGUCCGGCAGCUAGGGCGGUGGCGGUGAAUGGGUUGAAGCGCUCGGCGAAGGGGGAUGCGGGGGUGCCGGCUGAUAAGAGGUUAUAUUUGCAUGCUGUUGGGACGGCGGAGACGCAGGCUGCAGAGCCGCCGGCUGGGGACUUCUUUUUUGAUUCGAGGUGGAAGGUUGGGAGGGUGCUUGAUGAUGCGGCGAAGAAGUUGCGGGUCGAGAAUUUGAAUAAUCGGGUCGGUGGGGAGGAUGCAAAGUUGCGUGUCUUCCAUGUCGAGUCCGGGGAGUUCUUGGAGUUCUCAGAGUCUAUUGGUGCUGGGAAGGUGAAGCAGGGUGACACGAUUGUGUUGCUGCGUGGUGCUGGGGCUGUUCUUGAGAGCGCAUGA